Molecule: messenger RNA, 807 nt
Organism: Coffea arabica (coffee)
Lineage: Eukaryota; Viridiplantae; Streptophyta; Magnoliopsida; Gentianales; Rubiaceae
Source: RefSeq, a predicted model, not a curated record
AUGGAUCACAAAUUGUUGUACAAGAUUUAUCAUCAUAUUCAAAUUACAGCCAUUCUCUUCACUAUCUUGGUGGAUGGAAUUGUAUGCUUUUACACAAAUUCAAGCGAUUGCAUGCCUCAGAGCUGUGGGAAUGGAUUGAACAUAGUGUAUCCCUUUUGGAUUCCAGGCAGGCAAGAGUCAUAUUGUGGCUCACCAACGUUCAAUAUCACCUGCAGGGACAAGAACCCCAUCUUAAAGAUCUCUGAUGAUGAUUAUAUCAUCAGGGAUAUAUUUUACAUGAAUAAUUCCCUUUUGCUAUCUCAAGCUGAGUUGUAUGAUGUUGGUAAUAGAUGUCCAACCCCUCAACAUAAUUUUAGCACUGGAGGAACUCCAUUCUGCUACGGCCCUGAAAUUGUGGACCUUUUCUUCUUCUACAAUUGCACUGAGCCGUAUCAAGAAGAGACAUAUGCUGUGGAUUGUGCCAGUAAUGUUAGCCAUCAUGCUUUUGCUGUUUUUCAUACCGAACUCCUGGACGGCAGGAACCAUUCGGAACUGUCAUGUCAACCUCCAGUUAGUGCACCAGUAACUAUUGAUUCCCUGAAAAGAUUGUUAAGCAUGAAUUAUACCGAUGUAUUGAAGAAAGGAUUCGUUCUGCAGUGGGAUGGAGACAGUUGCAGCAAAUGCAGGAGUAGUGGAGGGGAGUGCGGUUCUUAUGACAAUGAAUUUGUGUGUUACUGUGAUGACCAUAAACACCUAAAAACCUGUGAUGAAGGUAAGAAUCGUUCACAAAGGCUGAGAAAUGAAUUUCAGCAGCAGGAGUACUACUGA